CUGGCACUCGACCUCCUGGGGGGCGGCGGUGGCGGGGGUGCUGCAACUGCUGCUGCAGCUGCCGACACCCCGGGCUCGCUUGCUCCUGGAGCAGCCGGCAGCGGCGGUAGCGGCGGCGCCAGCACUGCUCAGCGCACGGGUCUGGCGCUGCUGGUGUGCUGCUGCCCGCUGCUGCAGCACCCCGCCGCGGGGGUGGAGGUGGCGGGGUGCGAGCGGUUCUGGGAGCUGCUGCGGGCGUGUCUGGUGCUGCCGGGCGAUGCGGACGCCCUAGAGCGCAAGCGCGCGCUGCUGCUGCUGCAGCGGCUGGCUCCUGCGGGGGGGCAGCUGCAGCAGUCGGGCGGGUGGGCUCUGUGGCAGGCGCUGUACGACAUCCUGGACGAGUUCCCCAUCCACCUGGUGGCACCCAUGUGGGCCAAGAUCGACCAGCUGCAUGCACCCGCACCCGAGUACCGUACGGAGGCUGUCGUACCCAAGUCCUACAUCCCGCGCAAAAAGGAGCUC
This is a messenger RNA of Astrephomene gubernaculifera, 501 nucleotides long. NCBI's taxonomy places the organism in Eukaryota, Viridiplantae, Chlorophyta, Chlorophyceae, Chlamydomonadales, Astrephomenaceae. The record is from the annotation of a GenBank genome assembly.